Molecule: messenger RNA, 882 nt
Organism: Xenopus laevis (African clawed frog)
Lineage: Eukaryota; Metazoa; Chordata; Amphibia; Anura; Pipidae
Gene: oip5.L
Product: Opa interacting protein 5 L homeolog
Exons: 5
Coding region: 1-594 (197 amino acids)
Biological process (GO): chromosome segregation; CENP-A containing chromatin assembly
Cellular component (GO): chromosome, centromeric region; chromatin; nucleus
Molecular function (GO): zinc ion binding
Source: RefSeq, a predicted model, not a curated record
AUGGCGGGGAGCGCUUGGUUAAUGCGCCAAGUUGUGAGAAUGCAGGAGACCAGUGGCGAAAGUACGGUGAAUUUGCAACUGACCAACCCUGCGGUAUCGCGUGGAAAGUUGAAUGGUAGUUCGGGCGGACCUGAGGUGGUUUUCCUAUGUAAGAACUGCUGCACGGUGCUGGGGGACUCGCUCAGUGUGUGUGGGGACGAGAAGAGCUUGGGUGCCAUCGCCUGCCUGCGAGUCCCUGAAGAUUUAAACGUUGGAGAGUCGGUACGUUUUGUGGUGGAUGGUAACCUAAAAGGCUGUGCCUAUUACCCUUUAAUCUGUCGUUCCUGUGGGACCAAUAUUGGCUUCAACCUUUACUCUGCUCCUCGGGCUUAUGCCUACCUGAGAGGUUUGUUCUGUCUCCUCAAAGAACAUAUUCUCUGCUACAAACUAAAGUCCAGCUCUCUGGUCCCAGGAAAUGAAAUGCAUUUUGAAUUGACAAGCCUCGAUGAGGACAUAGCACAACUGAAGACACAACUGGUGCAGCUGCACCUCAAAAUGGAACAAAUAUCUCAACAGCUUCUACAGCAAGAGAAAAAUACUGCCGCCUGUUCAUGACAUGAUCUGAUGGCUGCCUCCAAAACGAACAUCAAGCCACACUAAAUGCAUUGAGGAAGGAGAUGGCUUAGUGUUGCUUUUGUACAGCGGCCUGACCCAAAUUAUUCUAGUAGUGCUUGUACACUUUAAAGGAGAAACAAACCCUUAAUAAAAAAAAAACCUCACCCUAUAUAGACACCCAUCCUCCUCAGCCUAGCUGCUCCCGGAGAAAUGCCCAUAACUCUGUACUUACCCCUCCCUGCAGAUUCUGUCCAGCAGAGUUCACGGACGCCAUCUUCUCUUCGUAAA